This is a messenger RNA of Paralichthys olivaceus (Japanese flounder), 3902 nucleotides long. Lineage: Eukaryota; Metazoa; Chordata; Actinopteri; Pleuronectiformes; Paralichthyidae. The record is from RefSeq and is a predicted model, not a curated record.
AUGUUGAGGCUGUGGAGGCGAGACAUGCUGCUCUCAGAGAGGCUGGGAGAAGACUCUCCGUUGGUCGCGGUGCCUGGCCCCCUGGCCACAGCAGCCCCGACGGGACCCAACAUUUCAUGGCUACCUGAAGCCCCACAUCUGAUCCCAGAGCAGCCGAUCUUCCUCAUGACCCCUGCAGCUCAGGCUGUGUCAGGCUUCUUCGUGUGGACGGCACUCAUCCUCACCUGUCACCAGAUCUACAUGCAUCUACGCUUUUACAGCUCACCCAGGGAGCAGCGCCACAUCGUGAGGAUCCUCUUCAUCGUCCCUAUCUACGCCUUUGACUCCUGGCUCAGCCUCCUCUUCUUCACCAAUGACCAGUACUACGUGUACUUUGACACCGUCAGGGACUGCUACGAGGCGUUUGUGAUUUACAACUUCCUGAGUCUGUGCUACGAGUACCUCGGAGGAGAGAGCGCCAUCAUGGCUGAGAUCCGAGGGAAACCCAUCGAGUCGAGCUGUAUGUUCGGUACCUGCUGUCUGAGGGGGAAGGCCUACUCCAUCGGCUUCCUGCGUUUCUGUAAGCAGGCCACUCUGCAGUUCUGCGUGGUCAAACCGCUCAUGGCCGCCAUCACCGUGGUCCUGCAGGCCUACGGCAAAUACAAGGACGGAGACUUCGAUGUUGCCAGUGGUUACUUGUAUGUAACCAUCAUCAACAACAUCUCCGUCAGCCUGUCUCUGUACGCCCUGUUUCUCUUCUACUUCUCCACGAGGGAGCUGCUCAGCCCGUACAGCCCCAUGCUCAAGUUCCUCAUGGUCAAGUCGGUCGUCUUCCUCUCCUUCUGGCAGGGCAUGCUGCUCGCCAUCCUGGAGAAGUGUGGCGCCAUCCCUCAGAUCAACUCGCUGGAGGUGUCCCUCGGCGAGGGCACGGUCGCCGCCGGUUACCAGAACUUCAUCAUUUGCAUUGAGAUGUUCUUCGCAGCGCUGGCUCUGCGGCACGCUUUCACCUACAAAGUCUACAUGGACAAAAGUCUGGAUUCACAAGGUCGCCGGGCCCCCAUGAAGAGCAUCUCCAGCAGCCUGAAGGAGACCAUGAACCCAGGCGACAUGGUCCAAGACGCCAUCCACAACUUCUCCCCGGCCUACCAGCAGUACACUCAGCAGUCAACGCUGGAGCAGGGUGUGCCCCCGCCCGUCUCCCGCACCCACAGCGCCGUCAGCGCCCGCGGCGACACGGAGAAGACGCUCCUGCUCAGCUCUGAUGACGAGUUUUAAACGGCACAAACAGGCAGUGGCUCUUUCGCAGCUGAAUCUUAUUCAGACUGAUGUUUUAAUGGCGGAUGGCACUGGGUGCUCCUGUGCAGCUGGUCCUCUGUAGUGUGUGAUUGGUGGAGUCGUGUUUGUUUCCCUUGUUUUUGAGACUUAAUGAACCUAAGGAAUUUUGUGCGUACACAUUUCUGCAGCCACACUUUGCAAGCAUUUGGUUGGAACUCUGUGAGCUGAUUUUGUGUUAAAACCACCGGCUAGAAAAUGAUUGAUUGAUUCACUUGUUGCACACUUCUUACAUAUAGAAUAUAUUUGACUGAAAAGCAGAAGCUUGGUGAAGUUUAACUUCAUAUUUUAGCUCAGUCUUGUUUUCCUUCUGUGUUCAGAGUGGUUUUCUGGCUAUUUCAAUUUUUACUCCAGUCAUGAAAAUACUUGAAUAGUUGAGGUGAACUAGAAAACUGGAAAUGGAAAAUAUAAAAGUUGUGUAAAAGUUUAGAACCUUUAAUUUGAUAAACUCAAAGAAUAUUUAGAAAUGAAUUAACAAAAACUUGAGAUAAGUUGCUUUGCAAAUAUAUAUUUAUGUGCUUCAAACAGAAGCUGUUGUUGUGGCAUUAACGUUACGGAUUUAUCCAAUUAAUGAAUUGUUUUGGGGAUUUUAAGGGACGCCCUUCACUGCAGUGAGGCGAUGGAUUUAAAGGGAAACCUGUCGGAAACAUGGAUCAAUGUUGUAUUGAUAUAUGAACAGAUAAGAGUGAGGCAGAGCAGAUUAUAGAUUAUACAGUGCAUCUGCUCCAGUGGGCAGCAAGAGUGAAGGGCAGCAGCAGCAGAGGCGCUCAGGAUUACACUGGUUUAAUAGGAACGUUAUUUGAACGGCCGAGAUUAGAGCUGGAGCUGUCUCACUCAGACCGUCGACCUCUGCAGGCCACGAUGUAGGUUAACAGGAUCGGGGGGAAAGCAGGAGGAACAUAGGUUAACACUAACUUCAGCUGCUUGUUGUCUGUACACAAACAAUAUCAUAGGAAAUGAAUAUUUUUUACAUUUAGUGCCACUGGGCGGUUCAAGGUCCCACAGUUAAACAUGCUCAACCAGUCGUGAUUUAGUCACCAACAUCUUUAACACCCCCUGGAGAUCAUUAAUGUGUCACAGACAAUACAAUGAAACUUCUUGUUGAUAUUUUCAAAUUUACCAAAUAAAUUUACAAAUGCUAAUUAUGCCCACACACAGAUUUGUUAUCAAAAACUCUUCAGUAUGACUUUAAGCUUGUUUGUAAGGAAUCCCCUUGAACAUAAUUGCGGGAAAGAUACAAGUCAUUCUUUUGCCCCAAAUGUCUCCAGGGGGCUUCAUAUGUUUGAGUAAUUGAGUUUACAAAAUUCCCCAACCUCUGACUCUGAUAAGUUCUGACUGAAUUCAUAAGAAUUUCUCAAAUCUGUCCACAUUUGUCUUCUGCAUUUGUCCUGACCACUGUGGUGACCUGUUGUUUGCCAGUAAAGUUUCAGUAUUUUCAGUUUUUUUUGCUUGUUGGCUUAACUACGUUUUUUUUGCACAUUAUACUGUUCUUAUCAUGAGAGAUGAUAAUUUAAAAGCUUAAAAAACACAAAUUAUUCUGAUGUUAGACAAUACAGUUAAAAAUGUAAAAAAGUGUUUCUUUUUUCUGCUGCUUUUAUUCUCCAGUCCUCUUUUUUUUUUCAUUUACUUUCACCGCAGUUAGAGCGGGGUUAUUUUUUAACUCGUAAUUUGAGGUCUUGACUCAUCUGAAUGAGUCAUAGCAAGUCUGCCAACAUGUUUACUGUAACUACUUUCACUGCUCGGCUGUAGCGCUGUAUGAACACCAGGGGGCUGUGUGGAGUAGACAGCAACAUAUCCACUCAUAGUUAUCACUCACUUUAAGCUUCCAGCAUGUACAACAGAAGACAAGAGCUUUGUCUGAUGGCCAGUCUUUGAUUUUCUUGUGCGUGCGUGUGCGUGCAUGUGUGUGUGUAGUGGCCAUUGGUAUCUUUUAUUUCUACUUCUGUUUGACAUAAUAUUAGUUUUAAAUCAGAGGGAUAACAUGUUUGAGUGAGGAAGCCAGAGCCCAUGUUUUAGACAUUGCUGAGUCACUGGGUGGUUGCUUAUUUUUAUUAUUAUUAUUAUCAUUAUUAUUAUCAUUAUUAUUAUCCCCUUCUGGGAUUUGAAAUGUUUAACAUAACAGAUACAGAUUUGUUUAUGUGCUUCUAUAUGUUUUGACACAGACAUUGUCCUCUGUUCUUUCCUAUCACGGUAGAUAUUAUGUUAAAACCCAUUUCGAUGCAAGUUUUGAAUUAUAAUUUUUUGCACUACAGCUCCUAAAGGGAAGUUUCCCUCCUUUAAAAGCAGAUAACGUGUCACUCUCACUGCACUUUGAACGCCAUACCUGCUCUCAUUAAAUGAAUACAUGAGCAUCGCUGAGAAAACGCUGUCGCCUCUUGUUGUAAAUACACUUGUUGAUGCAGCAUGUGGACGCACGGGAGAAACAAAGACAUAGUUUUGUAUUUUCAUUUCAUUACUGUCUUUUUAUUUGAGCAAUUUGUUGAAUUUUGAUUUUAUAGUUCUUUGUAUAUAUUCAAGCUGCUCAUGAUGCUACUUUUUCAUGUCUAAUGGAUAAAUACUGCAAGAAAUAAUAAAUGAUAUUUAGUCUGGUA